Exserohilum turcica Et28A is the source of this 582-nucleotide messenger RNA. RefSeq lists its product as uncharacterized. Bases 1 to 582 code for a protein of 193 amino acids. Lineage: Eukaryota; Fungi; Ascomycota; Dothideomycetes; Pleosporales; Pleosporaceae. The transcript has a single exon. The record is from RefSeq and is a predicted model, not a curated record.
AUGGAUAACGACGCGGCAACUGACGGCACGCAUAGUGCAAGUGGCUGGAGCAGCGAUGUGAAUUCAUCAAUGACAGGGACAGAAACGGAUUCGGAUGCGGGUUCGUCUAUUUCGCAGCAAACCGAGCAAGAUGAAGGGGAGGAAUGUGGAGGCUUUGUACCAACGUCUCCAGGUUUUUUCGAGCAGCCCAUGUACAACGCAGCCGAGGACGUGAACGAGACGCUCGAAGUGUUAGAUACGCAUUCGGUACCUGAGUUGCGGACGGGUAUUUUUUGUGGCCUGGGUCUCGUGGAGCCCAUGCACGCGAGGCUCGACGCAUGCACGCGCAACGUGCGACGAGUAGGCAAGUUGGUUCUGUGGAAACGAAAUGUGCAGAAGAAAACCAAUCAACAAAACGACAAAGAAGAGCGCAGGCGUCAUUCCUGCUACGAGGGCGCGCAAUAUGACGUGUCUGAGCUCACUGAAGUGUUUGCCGGCCUUGACAUCAACUUGUAUCGUGAGCCGGAUGCAGAGCCUGCAAUUCCCGAUGGGCGUCUGGACGGAGUCAUGCGACCCGUUUCUUUUUCGCAGCCUGAGUCGUAG